Molecule: messenger RNA, 564 nt
Organism: Racocetra persica
Lineage: Eukaryota; Fungi; Glomeromycota; Glomeromycetes; Diversisporales; Gigasporaceae
Source: the annotation of a GenBank genome assembly
AUGGAUGAAUCCGACAACAAAAAUGAAUCAAAAAAAAACUACGCAAAGUUUCAAUUAGAAAAUUACAUAAAUAGACUAAACGAAGAUUUUGAACCAAUUAAAAACCAUCACAAACCAGAUUCGCUAGAUCCUAAAGAAUGGGCUUCAUAUCUAAAAGUAACGAAAAAAAAAAUUGAAAUUACGAGAAUUCAAGCGGAAUGGCCAUAUAUCGGUACCCUAUUUGAAUAUACAUUUUUACUCAUUCAAGAAUCAAAAAAGAAAUUGUUCACAACCGAAGAACUCAGAAAAAAAUGGGUAAAAGACGAACUUAUGCAAUCAACAUCUAACGAUCUUUCCGAAUCUCACAGAAAUAGAUAUAAACAGGUAUAUGAUCAUUUAUACAAUUUAAUCAAGACUUUUGAAGAAAACGAAAUAUCGAUGAACGAAUGGUUUCCCUUGUUACAAAAAACCGGAAUCACAUUUAGAUUUCUUCAUGAUUCAAAUGGAAAAAAAAAGGAUAAAGAUUUUAAAGAAACUUACGAAAUUUUCAUUAACCUUAUAAUUAAACAAUGCAAGAAAAAUUAG